This is a messenger RNA of Octodon degus (degu), 2783 nucleotides long. RefSeq names its product coiled-coil domain containing 114 (gene Odad1). Bases 201 to 2240 code for a protein of 679 amino acids. The record is from RefSeq and is a predicted model, not a curated record. Gene Ontology annotation, cellular component: axoneme. The transcript is spliced from 15 exons. Lineage: Eukaryota; Metazoa; Chordata; Mammalia; Rodentia; Octodontidae. Gene Ontology annotation, biological process: cilium movement; outer dynein arm assembly.
CGCCCGUCAAUCUUAGCCCGCGAGAGCCAGCGGGGCUUCCACUCCCGGCCUCUGCGCGCUUCUCGCCCUCCCUGAGCGCUGCCUCGGUCCCUCCCCCACAGCUCUGCUCCAGCCUCAUUGGCCUCUUAUCUCCCCAGUAACCAGGUCACAACAGUGAGUUUGCAGCACCAAGGACAGGAGACCUGCCUUCUUUGGCCAGGAUGCCUUUUGGACGCUCUGCAGUGAGCAUCCGCUCCGAGGAGGGCAGCGAGCUCUUCCUCGAGGGCCUAGACUGGGAACUGAGCAGACUGCAGCGACAAUACAAAGUGAUGGAGGUGGAGAGGCAGACCUACAGCAGGGAAGUCCACCAGCGCCUCAAAAAGCAGCUGGAGGAGAUCAGGCAUCUGGAGGAGGUGCGGGAUGGGCUCCAGACGCAGAUCGGUGUGGCCCAGAGCCAGGUGAAGCGGCUGCGGGAUGGCGAGCGGCUGGAGAGUAUGGGCCGCCUGCUGAGGUGCAGGGCGCAGGCGCAGGCGGAGGUGGAGGCACUGCAGGAGCAGACCCGAGCCCUGGACAAGCAGAUCCAGGAAUGGGAGGCCCGGAUCUUCACGCAAAGUAAGAACGCCCUGGCUCCGGGCUUCGUCGUGGACCAGAAGGUCAAGAUCCGACGCAGGAUCAAGAUCCUGGAGGACCAGCUGGACAGGGUCACCUGUCGCUUCGACGUCCAGCUGGCGCGCAACGCGAGCCUUCGGGAGGAGCUGGACUUGCUGCGCAUCGAGAGGAGCCGCUUCCUGAGUGUGGACCACAAGCUGAGGAAGGAGAUCUCCCUCCUGCAGCAGACGGUCAGCGCCCUCAUUGUCUCUUCCACCUCGGCUUACACCAUCAGGGAGGAGGCCAAGGCCAAGAUGGGCAUGCUGCGGGAGCGGGCAGAGAAGGAGGUGGCGCAGAGCGAGACCGAGGCGCAGAUCUUGCAGCGGCAGGUGUCACACCUGGAGCAGCUACAUCGCUUCCUCAAGCUCAAGAACAACGAGCGACAGACGGAUCCUGCCAUCCUGCAGAAGCGCGAUCAGCGGGCCGUAGAGGUGGCGGAAGGACUCCGAAAGACCUCCCAGGAGAAGCUAGUGCUGCGAUAUGAGGACGCCCUGAAUAAACUGUCCCAGCUGACGGGCCAGAGCAAUCCUGACCUGUUGGUGCAGAAGUAUCUAGAAUUCGAGGAGCGCAACUUCGCCGAGUUUAACUUCAUCAAUGAGCAGAACUCAGAGCUGCACCGCCUCCAGGAAGAGAUCCAAGAGACCAAGGAGGCCUUGUCGCAGGAGCGAGUGCGUGCAGAGAGCCCGCGUCUGCGUGAGGAGCAGUGUGUUGCCCUGCAGCAACGUGUGGACAUUGUGCGCACCGAGGCAGAGCAGGUCGAAGCUCGGUCCCAGAGGCUCCGGGAGCAGCUGGAGAAGCUUAAGGCCGACAUACAGCUUCUCUUCACUAAGGCCCAUUGUGACAGCAGGAUCAUUGAUGACCUCCUUGGGGUCAAGACCCACACACGGGAUCGAGACAUAGGUCUCUUCCUGGCCAUCAUUGAGAAGCGCAUGGUGGAGCUCCUGACUGUGCAGGCCUUCCUGGACAUGCAGAGCCAGACCUCUGAGGCUGAUGCUGCACUCCUGGUGCUGGGCCAGAGCCAGGAGGAUCCUCCAAAGAAGAUAGACACCCUGCAGCUCCCUGACAAUCUAGAGGACCCCCCUGGCUUUGUGGCAAAAGACAGCUACCCUAUGAGUAGGGAGGAGCUGCUGCAACUUGUGGUGAAGGCGGUGGAGCAACGGGAGCUGGCUCAGGAGCAGAACCAGAAGGAGCUGUCCGAGGCCACGAGGAGGUUGGACGGCACUCUGAACACUGGGUUCUCUAGCACUUGGGGGUCUAGCACAGUCUCUGUCCUGGGGACCGUUCAGAAGACCAGUGGGAUGCCUGGGUCUAUCCUGAGCCACAGGACUAGCAAAAGCCGUGGCACUGGCUCAUUCGGCCGCGUCACUUUUGGCAUUCCCACCUCCAGCACAGGCCAGGUGUCCAGACCUGGCACCUUUGGGGACCUCAGCUCCAGUACCGGCAAAGCACAGGGUUCCAGCCCAGCCUCGAGUGGGGGCCACACGACCUUCAGUUCCAGGGCUUCUGGUGUCCACCCGGUGUCCACUGGCUAUGUGGAGACUAGCAGGAGCCAGGAGAACAUUGGAGGUGGCACAGAGAGCAGAGGCCUUACGUCCUCCAGCAAGGACACCUAGGGCUAUGUCUAGGGCCACCCAGCUCUGCCUGGCUUCCGCAGGCUUUCUCUGGGUCUCUGCCUCACUCUUGGAGAAUCUCAGUCUCUCUCCCAGCCCAGGCCUCUGCAUCUCUUCGCCCCUCGAUCUCUUUUCGUCCGCUUGUCAUUGUUACCCAUCUCUGCCUGCUUGGCCCUAACCCUCUGCUGUUGCUGUUCUUGCGGGGUCCCCCUCUCUGGCUACCUCCUCUCACCUCCUUCUGUGCACUCUCUUGGCAUCUCCUGUCCCUGCACCUGCACCUCUUUGGUCCUCACCCUCCCAGACCCCUUCGCCAGCCAGGUGAGGUGUGGCUGUGGGGAUAAAGGCCAGAGUAUGACGUCUACCCCAGCCUGGUUUUAAACUAAAUCUAAGCAGAUAAUGCCUAGAUCUACCUUUUGAACUUUGAAGCUUAUUUGCUUCAAAAUGGGUAAGUGAGCAGGCUUGAGACAUGGCUGCUGCUUCUACUCCAGUCCAGGGGAACAAUCUGUGACCCUGUCCCUGUUGUCUGCUGUUCGUCACUCGUCUUUU